Thunnus maccoyii (southern bluefin tuna) is the source of this 4955-nucleotide messenger RNA. RefSeq names its product SH2B adapter protein 2. The coding region runs from base 733 to 2871 and encodes 712 amino acids. Gene Ontology annotation, molecular function: transmembrane receptor protein tyrosine kinase adaptor activity. The transcript has 10 exons. Gene Ontology annotation, biological process: intracellular signal transduction; antigen receptor-mediated signaling pathway. Gene Ontology annotation, cellular component: plasma membrane. The record is from RefSeq and is a predicted model, not a curated record. Lineage: Eukaryota; Metazoa; Chordata; Actinopteri; Scombriformes; Scombridae.
AGGAGGACAGAGAAGAGUGUUUCGGUGUCAAAAAAGAAGCCUGCGUUUAUUUGACGGUAGAGAACAAGUGCAGUCGGCUGGUUGAGACUCCGGAUGAGACUUUUGAGGGGGGUCGCGGUGAAAAGGGGCUUUUCCGAUAAUCCAUUUAAUAGCCUUUAGGGAGUAAAGUCUGGUCAGUGACAGGGACGGCUCGGAUCAGGGGCCUGAUGUGAUGUGAUCUUGAUGUGAUGUGAUCUAUAGGCCCGCUCGAGAUGAUCCAAAAUCAGUGUACCGACUCGUGCCUCCGACGCACGCAGCCUCCCAUUCAUCGCCUCCAUUCUGGACCCGGAUCUGUCAGCCAUUCAGCAGGAGGCUGCCACCGCUUCCCAUUCAUGAAGUCCAGUAUACGCAGCCUGCACAACGAUCCACUGUUGGCUUUAAAUAGGCUCCCUGGGCCUGCAGUAGGCCUGUUUUAGGCCUGCUAUUGACUUUCUCUCAUAUAUCUUUUUAUAGGCUACACGAGUCAGUUAAUAUGAAGCCUGAUAAGUCUGAUUUCAACAGGAUAAAGGCCUUUACAUCACCGUAGUAUCAUGAUAAUACCCCAAUUAGGCUGUAUUGCAUCUCUGACACUACGUUGGCAUUUUACAGUGAAUUCACAGAAGUCUCACAGCGAAGGUAGACACUCUCCUCUCUGGUGGUCCUGUGCUGCGUUGGGACUGAUAGAAACGUUCCAGACAACAUUCAGUUGCAUCAAUGGAGGGAGGAGGUUAUCAGCUGCCAGGUCAAAGCCUCUCCUCGGUGGGUUGGCAUGGCCCAGUGAUGAACGGAGCGGUGGUGCCCGGUAGCCCGGAGCUCUCCUCCUCGUGCCCACUGCCUGACUGGCGAGAGUUCUGUGAGCUCCAUGCUCGAGCCUCCGCUGCAGACUUCGCUGACAAGUUCCAGCGCUUCCUGUCAGAGAACCCGUGCUACGACUCGCCCGGUGCCGAUGCCAGCUUCUCACAGCACUUUGCUCAUCAUUUCUUGGAGUGCUUCUCUGCAGCACUGACCCAGGCCCGGGAGAACCAGGCAUCCUCGCCGGGGGAGGACGGCUCCAACACAGCGCCCAAGUACAGCAUUGUUCCUUUCCUGGGAAUCCAGGGCUGCCCAUUGUCCUACGGUCACGACCUCUACCAGAGACGCAAGGACGCCGGGGCUUCAAGUGAAUCCCUGGACAGUAUGGACAGCGGAGGGGGAGGGAUAGAUGGGGGAGGCAGUGGCACUGCUGCCUCCCGAGGCCCCCAGCCGGCCCACAAGGUGUCUGCUCUGGGACAGUCCCGCAGCUCAGAGGACGUGUCGGUAAGUCAUCCCAAAGCUCGCUUCAAGAAAGGCUUCUCCCUGAGGAACAUGAGCCUGUGUGUGGUGGAUGGGGUGAAGGAGAUGUGGCACCGACGGGCCUCCCCUGAACCUGACGCUCCCUCUGGGGCCAGGAAGGCUAACGGGGGAGGAGGAGGAGGAGCAGGGGAGGCUGCAGGGGGAGAGAAGUGGUCCCAGAAGCUGCGGCUUCCCAGGGGUUCCCAGGGCCACAAGGCCGAGCUGCUGGAAAUCCAGAGAGAGGGAGCACUGAGGUACAUGGUGGCCGAUGACACAAACUGUAUGGGUGCUGCGCAAUGGCAGAAGUGCCGCCUGCUGCUGAGGAAAACCAAGAGGGAGGAAGGAGGGGAGAGAUUCCUGCUGGAGUUCUACGUACCACCUAAGUCCUCAAAGCCUAAGGUGAGCAUCCCUUUGUCAGCCAUCGUGGAGGUGAGGACCACCAUGCCGCUUGAGAUGCCAGACAAGGACAACACCUUUGUUCUUAAGGUGGAAAACGGGGGUGAGUACAUCCUGGAAACCAUCGACUCGCUGCAGAAAAACUCCUGGGUUGCUGACAUCCAGGACUGCUUAGACCCUGGUGACAGCGGUGAUGACAUCGAGCUGGCGUCAUGUCCUCAUGGUCAGGCCUCCAAAGAUUGCUCCAUGGUGGCCUCUUGCAGCUGUGAGCUGCUGUCUGAGGGUGUGUACCGUGCUCCAGAGAGGUCAUGUCCUACAGCAGCGGAGCAUUACAGCGCCCCCUCGGUCCGUUGCAGGGAACCCCCCUUCACCCAGCACCCAUCCCACAUGCCUUUAGAGCGUUUCCUCCAGUCCCCAGAGGCCCAGGGCUCCAACUCUGCAGCAGGUGGCAGUGAAGGUGCAAAAGACUCAGAUGGGGAUGCUAGCCUGGCGGGUUACCCAUGGUUCCAUGGCACACUGUCCCGUGUGCGUGCCGCUCAGCUGGUGCUUGCAGGGGGGGCCAGGAGCCACGGGCUCUUUGUGAUUCGCCAGAGCGAGACACGGCCGGGCGAGUAUGUCCUCACCUUCAACUUCCAGGGCAAAGCCAAGCAUUUGCGUUUGUCAGUGAAUGAGAACGGGCAGUGCCACGUCCACCACUUGUGGUUCCACACCGUGUCGGACAUGUUGAGACACUUCCAUGCCCACCCCAUCCCCCUCGAAUCUGGAGGUUCAGCUGACAUCACAUUACGCUCCUAUGUACAAGUGCAGAGAAGCUCCACCACAGAUGUGACCGUGCCUCCAGUCCUCACCCCACCCAGGGAUGCGGGCUGCCGGACAGAUUCAGCCCAGCCAGCUCUCCACCCUUCCGGGAUCACAGCCUCUGCAGGGCCUCCUCCUGAUACCCCUCUCUCUUCGAGCACCUCCUCCUCACCCACAGCCCUUCCCUCCCUCUCCCGCAGUGACCCAGGCACUGGAGGAGGGUUACAGAGCCGGAGCAACAGCUCCGAACGCCUGCUUGAGGCCUCUAGUGGUGCAUCUGAGGACUACCAUGAUGCUGAUGGGACUCGCAGGGCCCGAGCAGUAGAGAACCAGUACUCUUUCUACUAAAUGACCCAAGGCAGGCUUAAGUCAAAGGUUCUGAUUGGAUGAGACACAGAAAGUUGGAGGUGACAUGGGAUGCUCUGCUGAUGAUGAAAGUGAUCCAUAUCACUGGAUCACACAUUGUUUUAUUUGUUUGUUUUUGUUUCAAGGCAAUUUCCUGUUUCUCUGAUUUGAGAGGGGAGGUGAGAUCAUGCAGGGGCAGAGUGUUCACGCUGAUAAAUCCCUCAGGCUCCGUGGCUGCAUUUCAAACUAAAACUGUCAGCUGGCAUUGUGAACAAAGAAAGAGAGUGCUACAGGUCAAAAAAGGACAUGUUGAGACCUAGAUGUAAAAAACACAGCAGUGAAGAUGGGUGUGGGCGCAGAAAGCAAGAGGAAGUCAUCUAGUCGAGUCAUAUGGCUUUGAUUCACCUCAUCUGACCACUUCCUGUUCACUCUAACUCACACUUCCCCGGGAGCAGAGCCUGCGUCACCACCCCACUGAUGGAUCGAGAGUUUUGAAAUGACCCCAAAGAAACACUCCUUCCCCUCAGAGCUCCUCCGAGCUCCCGAGAGCAUCCAGUUAAUGUUUGUAAAGCUGCUUUGAGUCUGUCCCGGAUAUCCUCACUGUCCCUGUGGGGUUUCCCUACAAAAUCCUGCUCUGGGUCUGCUUUACACUAAUAUCAGCACAGCAAUCAUGGGUGUGUUAGUGUUAGCUCAGAGAUGUUUUUCUUAAAUGUGUACAGCCUAAAAGGUCUUAGUGCCUGACAAUUACCUUGGACUUGAACGGACACAGCGACACAGAAAGCUACUGUCAGUGACGAUGUCGAGGAGGAUGUUGACAUCUUGCAUAAUCACAACAGCCCAAAAACUAAAUGCAGGUGGUUCUUUUUACUGUCAGUUUCUGCUUAAAACACACUGAACAUGCAUACUGAAACGUUUUUGUUCUCACAGAUUUAUUGAUGGCUGCAACAUAAACACAAAACAUCAGUUUCAAAAUGUUAAAACGGAAGUGAAAAGUUCAGUUCAGUCUGUAUGAAAAUGAUGAGGCGGCUCCCAUUUUGGUGUCAUGCUGGGUUAUUUCUAUGAGUGUGUGGUGGUGUAUUAGAGUCCAAGUAUUUUUCAAUGAUCGGUGUGCUACAGUAGUGUUUCUAAAACAUGGUUUUCGAGGUCCCUCCGUCUGGUGCUGGUUCUGUAUUCAAGCUCAUCAUAUCGAUAACCUGUAGAUUAGAUAUGCUGUUAAUAUAGGAGUUCACUUUGAAGUAAUGCCUUGAAGAUUAUUAUUAAACCAAAUCCAGCAUUUAUCGGAGGGACUUGGGACUUGGUUUUUAGAACGGUGGCAGUAUUGCGUGUUGUUUGCACGGCCUGCAGGUGAACUUGUGUGAACUGGAACGGUACAAGCAGUAAAACAAAAGGUACUAAAUGGCCAUGCUUGAAUGGAAAGAUGUGAUAUUGCUGCUUUACUUUAUGCUGACCCAGUAUUGCUUAGGCUUUUAAGUUAGCUAUUCAAAAGGAUAUUAAAACCUGAUUAUCACACCUCAAGAUAUUUACAAUUAAAAGAAUUCAUGUCAUGGUCCAAGAGAUUCAUCAGAACACAACGUACCCUCUUAAAGCAUGUGAAACCCAUUUAAAAACCAUAAACCCAGCUACUAAAAAAGCAGCUACUAUAUAUAAUAUUUCCUUUUGUUCAGUUGAAAUAAACAAAUCAAGAUGCCACCCACGUCUGUCUUUUCAAGCACGGCCAUUUAGCUGUGAAGGUGAAAUUUCAAUUUCAGUCAAGGAGCAGGCAGAGCAGUUCAUGUGCCAAUUUGAAUCCUAUUUUUGAGACAUAUUUAUUCCUCAGCCGUUGUAAAUUACGUUUUUCCUAUUGAGUCUUAUUUAUGUACAAUUGAUUGAUUCUUCUUGAUGAAACGUCCUCAGUGGAAACCGUCCGUUGCAGGAGCCCAUCUUACAUAUCACAGAUUGCUCACGUCUCCCUUUUAUUUUCUUAACACUUCUUAAAGCUGAUUUUCUGUUGUCUGACUGAGUUUUGAAGAGUCUGUGCAAUUUUGUACAAAGUGAUGUACUUGACAUACUACUUUAUAUUUCUGUGAAUAAAAUGUGAACAAACUGUU